AUGGGUGGGGAUUGCCUUAACCGUGGUUGUGUACCCUCGAAAGCAAUACUAUCACUCAGUAAGCUUGCCAAAGUAUACAAAGAAGCAAGUGCUCUUGGAAUAAAAUACGCGCCACCGCAAAUACAGUUUUCUAAAGUUAUGAAUAAGGUAAAAGAAGCUAUUAAAAAUGUUGCACCCCACGAUAGCGUUGAGCGUUAUACGCAGUUGGGAGUAGAAUGCAUAGAAGGAGAUGCUUCGCUCCUCUCUCCCUGGGAAGUAAAGGUGGGUGAUCGUGUUAUCAAAACUCGCAAUAUAGUCCUUGCAACUGGGGGUAGCCCUGUGUAUCUAGACAUACCUGGCAUAGACACUGUGCAGCAGUACAGCUCGGAUACUAUUUGGGACCUCAAAGCUCUUCCUCCCGAACUCCUUGUUGUGGGUGGUGGCCCUAUAGGGUCAGAGCUGGCGCUUGCAUUUUCCCGCCUAGGAAGCAAGGUAAGUAUUGUACAACGUUCUUCACAGCUCCUUCCAAAAGAAGAUUAUGAUGUAGGGAAACUUGCUCUGAGCACACUAACAAAAGAGGGUAUUCAGGUUCUCUGCGGUGCGAGACCUGUAAAGGUGGCAAAGAAAGGGAAAACGCACACAGCCACUAUUCUGCUAAGUAAUGGUACUAAAAAACAGUUAAGCUUUACCCAUAUGCUUGUUGCAGCUGGACGUAAGGCUGCCACCGAUUCUCUUCGUUCUCAAUCGCUGGAGUUUGAAUACAACGACAAUGAAACACUCAAAACAAACAAGUACUUACAAACACGGUACCCUAAUAUAUACGCUGUUGGAGAUCUUACUGGUCCAUAUCAAUUUACCCACAUGGCUGGUCAUAUGGGAUGGUACGCCGUUGUGAAUGCCCUGUUUUCUUCACUACUCAAAUUUCCUAUCGACUACUCUAACGUACCGUUUAUAACAUAUUUAAGUCCAGAAUUUGCACGUGUAGGAUUAAACGAAAAAGAAGCAAAAGUAGCGGGGAUUCCGUAUGAGGUGUACACAUAUGAUAUGAAAGAAUCGGAUAGAGCCAUUGCAGAACGUAGAACUGAAGGGUAUAUAAAAGUGCUUACAGUCCCCAAAAAGGACACAAUACUCGGAGCAAGCAUUAUAUCUGAACGUGCAGGAGAAAUGCUCGGGGAGUUGCUUAUUGCAAAGAAAUACAAAAUUGGUCUCAAUAAGAUACUUGGGGUUAUACAUCCCUAUCCAAGUUAUGGCGAGGCAAUAAAAUCAGUAGCGGGGGUAUGGAAAAAAAGCAAUGCGCCUACUAAAGCGUUGGAUUAUCUCGAAAAACAUUUCAAAAAGCGCUUAGGGAAGAAAACACAGCAGUAG
Ylistrum balloti is the source of this 1344-nucleotide messenger RNA. Its product is annotated as mercuric reductase-like. The transcript has a single exon. Gene Ontology annotation, molecular function: flavin adenine dinucleotide binding; NAD(P)H dehydrogenase (quinone) activity; oxidoreductase activity, acting on a sulfur group of donors, NAD(P) as acceptor. NCBI's taxonomy places the organism in Eukaryota, Metazoa, Mollusca, Bivalvia, Pectinida, Pectinidae. The record is from RefSeq and is a predicted model, not a curated record. The coding region runs from base 1 to 1344 and encodes 447 amino acids.